UUCCGGUUCCUGCUUGCUCUCGAUUGCCAGUUCCGGUUCCUGCUUGCUCUCGAUUGCCAGUUCCGGUUCCUGCUUGCUCUCGAUUGCCAGUUCCGGUUCCUGCUUGCUCUCGAUUGCCAGUUCCGGUUCCUGCUUGCUCUCGAUUGCCAGUUCCGGUUCCUGCUUGCUCUCGAUUGCCAGUUCCGGUUCCUGCUUGCUCUCGAUUGCCAGUUCCGGUUCCUGCUGGUUUGACCUCAAAACCUUUGCUUACUAGGUUUCUAUUGUCGGCACUUUGCCAACUAUCACCCGCUCCUCCG
Ambispora leptoticha is the source of this 296-nucleotide messenger RNA. The record is from the annotation of a GenBank genome assembly. NCBI's taxonomy places the organism in Eukaryota, Fungi, Glomeromycota, Glomeromycetes, Archaeosporales, Ambisporaceae.